Messenger RNA from Teleopsis dalmanni, 936 nucleotides. Its product is annotated as transcription elongation factor S-II-like. The record is from RefSeq and is a predicted model, not a curated record. NCBI's taxonomy places the organism in Eukaryota, Metazoa, Arthropoda, Insecta, Diptera, Diopsidae. Gene Ontology annotation, cellular component: nucleus. Bases 16 to 810 code for a protein of 264 amino acids. Gene Ontology annotation, biological process: DNA-templated transcription. The transcript has a single exon.
AAAACUUUUUCAAGAAUGAGUUAUAAGGAAGUUUUACAAAUUCAAAAGAAGUUGAGCAAUAUCUCAAAUUUUGGCACUGGUCAAGAACAGGUACUCGGUCUACUAAGAGUGUUACAAACACUCAACAUUAAUAUAGACGUAUUAGCAAGUACACAAAUUAGUAUAUUAGUAAGGCAAUUACGGAGACGUAAACAAGACAGGGAAGUGUCUUCGUUAGCUAAAACAAUAAUAAAAAAGUGGAGAUACUUGGUUGAAAAAGCACGUGCCAAUAAUGUUUUUAUUAACAUCAUCAGAUUACCGCUUGAUGCUGAUGACUUUUCUGCAUUACCGAAGAUGAUAACAGAAAAGUCUUCGUCUUCGUCAUUUAAGGAAGAAAAGCGUGAAAAAAAUGAGAAACAAAAUGUUGAAUUCUUUCCAUCAGCAACAAAUGUACUUCUAUUGCUAGCAUAUGGUAUGAAGGAUGCUAUACGCACUAAGUGUCGUCAAAUGCUUUGUAAUGCGAUUAAGUUUGACGACGGUAUACCCAAAGGCUGUACAGAUUUUGAAAAAUUGGCUGCAGAAUUGGAGGACGCUAUUUAUAAUGUAUUUAGAAAUAUCGAUAAAAAAUAUAUACGUCGAAUACGAUCAAGGGUGUUUAAUUUAAAAGAUCCUAAAAAUCCUGCAUUACGGUUGAAUUAUAUAAGGGGUGUGGUAUCUCCAAAAACUCUUGCAACGAUGACACCGGAAGAAAUGGCAAGUGAUGAAAUGAAACAAAUUAGACAGAAUUUGAAAAAGAAGACUAUAAAAUGUGGAUAUGAUUGCAAGUUUUAAGGUUGCAACGGUUUUAUAUUUAUUUUAUUAACACAAAUAUUUUAGUAUAUAAUGUUUUAAUUGCAGAUUAUCAUAUUCUUGUAAUACCAUUUAUUAAUUAAUUUAAAUUUUUGGAAAAAUAAAAUG